This is a messenger RNA of Nothobranchius furzeri (turquoise killifish), 6045 nucleotides long. RefSeq names its product pumilio RNA-binding family member 2 (gene pum2). Gene Ontology annotation, cellular component: cytoplasm; cytosol. Gene Ontology annotation, molecular function: mRNA 3'-UTR binding. Gene Ontology annotation, biological process: miRNA processing; regulation of mRNA stability. The record is from RefSeq and is a predicted model, not a curated record. Lineage: Eukaryota; Metazoa; Chordata; Actinopteri; Cyprinodontiformes; Nothobranchiidae.
GGAGGGGGCACCAGCGUAGGCAAACUCUUAGCAUUGAACAAGCCUUGCUAAAAAUCACCGCUCUCUCCAAGGCAACAAAACAAAAUAGAAUAGGGUUGACGGCGUGCAACAAGCACAUAGCCUCCAUCGAAACAAUAAGAACUUUCCCGUGGAAUGAGCAUUCCAUGCAGCAUCCUAGGUAUGAAUGACGUGGCCUGGCAGGAGACAAGAGGUGGGAUGCUGCAUGCAAAUGGGGCUCCUGAAUCUGGGGUUGUCCAACUUCAUGCUGGAGGUCCCCUAACCACCGUUGGGGGAGCUGGGCAGGCUCCUGGAGGACCACAUUUACAGGGCAUGGACAGAAGUUCAAACCCAACCCCAGGUACGCUGCAGGCGCCGCUGAGUGGGAGGUCUCAGGACGAUGCCACAGUUGGAUACUUUUUUCAGAGGCAACCUGGAGAGCAGCUUGUAGGCUGCACACCUAAUAAACAUCGCUGGCCAACUGGAGAUUCUAAUCACGUGGAUCAGGUUCGAGCUGUGGAUGAAAUGAAUUACAACUUUCAAGCUCUUGCUUUAGAGUCCCGAGGAAUGGGAGAGCUUUUGCCAACAAAAAAGAUCUGGGAUUCUGAUGAGCUGGCAAAGGAUGGAAGGAAAGGGAUGCUUCUUGGAGAGGAGUGGCGGGACAACGCGUGGGGAUCAUCCCAUCAUUCGGUGUCUCAGCCAAUCAUGGUGCAGCGGCGACCAGGCCAGAGUUUCCAUGGGAACGGGGAUGCCAAUUCUGUGCUUUCACCCCGCUCAGAGGGUGGAGGCCUUGGAGUGAGCAUGGUGGAGUAUGUCUUGAGCUCUUCUCCUGGGGACAAGAUGGAUGGACGCUACAGAAACGGGGGCUUUGGUGGAGGCGAUCCCGACCAAGAUGGGAGAGAGAAGAUCGACGUACAAGAGAAGGUGUCGCCUUUUGAAGAAGACAAAAACCCAGAGAUGAAGGUUGGAGAGGACGGUGAUCCGGCUAAGGCUAAUGGAAGAGGUCUGCUGAAUGGCAUGGACAGAGACUGCAAAGACUUCAAUCCGACUCCUGGAAGCCGGCAAGCUUCCCCCACCGAGGCCAUUGAGAGGAUGGGUCCCAGUCAGACCGGUUUGGAGAUGAUGGGACAGCACCACCCUCAUGUUCUCCAGCAACAGAAUCCUGUCCAAAAUAAAGUCUCGACUGAGGACUUCCAGAGCCAGGAAGCCCAGAACAUGAGUGGUAUGGAGCAGCAGGCCGGCGUGGAGUCGUUACAGUUCGACUAUGCUGGGAACCAGAUCCAGGUGGACUCUUCAGGAACUCCUGUGGGCUUGUUUGAUUACAAUUCUCAGCAGCAGUUGUUCCAGAGGCCUAAUCAGCUGACUGUUCAGCAGCUUACCGCAGCUCAGCAACAACAAUACGCUCUGGCUGCUGCUCAGCAGCAGCAUCUUGCUGGACUUGCUCCUGCUUUUGUGCCAAACCCUUACAUCAUUAAUGCGCCCCCUGGAGCGGACCCCUACACUGCUGCUGGGCUGGCAGCAGCAGCCACGCUUGCAGGCCCCACCGUUGUUCCACCACAAUACUAUGGCGUUCCCUGGGGCGUGUAUCCAGCCAACCUUUUCCAGCAACAAGCUGCAUCAACUGCCAAUCACUCAGCUAAUCAGCAGGCAUCCAAUCAGGGACCAGGACCAGGCCAACCGCAGGUGAUGCGCACAGGAACAAACCAGCGACCUCUUACACCGAGCCAAGGACAACAAAGUCAGCAGGAAUCUUUAGCUGCUGCAGCUGCUGCAAACCCUGCUCUGGCUUAUGCAGGGAUGCCUGGUUAUCAGGUGUUGGCCCCUGCUGCCUAUUACGACCAAACUGGAGCCUUAGUGAUGGGCCCAGGAGCCCGAACUGGUCUAGGUGGGCAUGUUCGCCUAGUCCAGACCCCUCUCCUUAUCAACCCUGCAGCAGCAGCGGCACAAGCUGCAGCAGCCGUGUCUGCAUCUGGAUCUGGUAACAACAUGCCUGGACCCCCGGCCAAUGGGCUGUACCGCUCCAUGCCUCAACCUCAGCCGCAGCAGCAGCAAGCUCCCCCACCCAGCAGCGGCCUGCCCUCCAGUUCUUUCUACGGGUCCGGAUCAGUCCCCAACACCUCCCAGAGUAGCUCCCUUUUCUCACACAACUCUGCUCCACCACCGAGCUCCUCCCUGGGCUUCAGCAGCACAGGCAGCUCUCUCGGGGUGGGCUUGGGCUCUGCUCUAGGAGCCUUCGGCUCUUCAGUUUCCAGCUCUAACAGUAGCAGCGUAUCUCGCAGGGACUCCCUGUUGGCGAGCUCUGAUUUAUACAAGCGGGGCGGCAGUAGUCUAACCCCCAUCGGCCAGCCCUUCUACAACAGCCUGGGUUACUCCUCUUCACCCAGUCCUAUUGGCCUCACCCCAGGUCACUCCCCACUCACCCCUCCACCUUCUCUGCCCUCCUCCCACGGCUCCUCUUCCAGCCUUCACCUAGGUGGCUUGACUAACGGCAGUGGGCGUUACAUUUCUGCCGCUCCCGGAGCUGAGGCCAAAUACCGCAGCACCGGCGGCACAUCCAGCCUGUUCAAUUCCAGCAGCCAGCUGUUCCCGCCCUCCCGGCCCCGCUACAGCCGCUCUGACGUCAUGCCUUCUGGGCGCAGCCGCCUGCUGGAAGAUUUUAGGAACAACCGCUUCCCAAACCUGCAGCUCCGUGACCUGCCAGGACACAUGGUGGAGUUUUCCCAAGACCAGCACGGAUCCAGAUUCAUUCAGCAGAAGCUUGAGAGAGCCACUCCCGCUGAGAGGCAGAUGGUGUUCGGAGAGAUUCUCCAAGCAGCGUAUCAACUGAUGACUGAUGUGUUUGGGAAUUACGUCAUCCAGAAGUUCUUUGAGUUUGGAAGUGCUGACCAGAAGCUUGCUUUGGCAACUCGCAUCCGUGGGCACGUCCUCCCUCUGGCUUUGCAGAUGUACGGCUGCAGGGUCAUUCAGAAAGCCUUGGAGUCAAUUUCCUCAGACCAGCAGGUAAUUAGUGACAUUGUACGUGAGCUGGACGGACACGUGUUGAAAUGUGUGAAGGACCAGAACGGGAACCAUGUGGUGCAGAAGUGCAUCGAAUGUGUCCAGCCUCAGGCCCUGCAGUUUAUUAUCGAUGCCUUCCAGGGACAGGUGUUUGUGCUUUCCACACACCCCUACGGCUGCAGAGUUAUCCAAAGGAUUUUGGAGCACUGCACUCAGGAGCAAACCCUUCCCAUCCUGGAAGAGCUGCAUCAGCACUCUGACCAACUGGGCCAGAAAUAUCAAGGCGUUUCAUUGGAGAUGACACCCAAAACAUAUUAUACAGUGUCCCGUGAUGCACUGUUCAAGGAUCAGUAUGGUAACUACGUCAUUCAGCAUGUCUUGGAGCAUGGCAGACCAGAAGACAAGAGCAAGAUUGUGGCUGAGGUCCGUGGAAAGGUUCUCGUCCUGAGCCAACAUAAGUUUGCUAGUAACGUGGUGGAGAAGUGUGUGAUCCACUCCUCGCGUGCAGAGAGAGCGCUGCUGAUAGACGAGGUGUGCUGCCAGAAGGACGGGCCCCACAGCGCCCUGUACACCAUGAUGAAGGACCAGUACGCCAACUAUGUUGUCCAAAGAAUGAUCGACAUGGCAGAACCUGCGCAGCGGAAGAUCAUCAUGCACAAGAUCCGGCCUCACAUUGCCACUCUGCGUAAGUACACGUAUGGGAAGCACAUUCUGGCCAAGCUGGAGAAGUACUACAUGAAGAGCGGCUCUGAGCUGGGCCCCAUCGGUGGCCCCGCUAACGGACUCAUGUAAGCGUGUCCACCCGCUGGUCCCCGCAGGAGUGGGAGGAGCUGGAACGCCAAACCCUCUGUUCUGUGAGCGAUUGCUCCUUUAGCCAUAGGGCCUUGCCUUUGACACACUCUUGUCGACCCUUUUUUUUUAUAAAGGGGGUGAGCUACCAAAAAAAAAGACAAGUCAAUUUCACCUAAGAAUGCUGUGACACCUGACCCCUGCCACUGUGCGGCCCCUGGCGCCGGAGCCCGGCGUGUGCUCCGGGGGCAACACAGUCAGCGGGCUCUUCCUGUUUCUCUUGUUUAUUCCUGGGUAAAGCACAAACCCGUUGUUGAUUAUGUAAUUGAUGUAUUUGACUAGUUUUCAUAGUAUCUUGUACAUUUGAUUUUUUUUUUUUACCUUGUAAAUUCUGUGAAGAUAAAAAAAAAUAAUUAUUACAACAUUUGCUGACAUUUACAAUUCUUACAAUUUAACACCAGCAAGUGACUUUAUAAAUCAGAACGGAGCGAUCCUUUUUAAAACCAGGAUUCCACGGUUUUUCUUACCUGACUUAUUGUGUCGGCUGUCCUAAUGAAGUCCAGGUAAUUAAAUUUUAUAUUUGUAUAGUAUCCCAUGCCAAAGCAGCUAAUGGAGAUGUUUUCAAUAGCACUACAGAUGACGGAUGGGUUCAUUAACUCGUCUGUCUACAGGUGAGCAGUGCCACAAUCACUCUGCCGUCCAGAGGAAGUUUUUUUUUUUUUUUUUUUUACCAGCUCGGCGUAGGAGUUCGGCGCUUGAUUUGUGGGUAACCUUCCAGUUACGGCUUCUUCUUGCCUGCUGUUGGGGGGCGUUUACUCCAGCAGCUCGCCGUUCUGGCUGCGAGCCGCUGCGUUCGUCGGGCCGUUCUUUCCCUCAUCCGCGUGAUCGUUCUGGGUUUACAAAAAUAAAUAAAGCUAUGAUUACGUUGAAGCAGAGCAUGAGGUUUGGUUGUACAGCGGGUGUUUAUUCUUAACGGGGGGUGCAUCGGCAUGCUGUGGCAAGUUUUAAUUGUUGGAAUAUUUUUUUUAACCAUGUUUUGUGUAACAUCUUUGUAGUUUGAGAUGAACACUGCCCUAGAAAAUGUAUAUCUUUAUGUACUUAAUACUCAUCUCUUGCAUAGAAGUAGUUUAGCAAUGUAAAGCAUCUUUUAUGUGCGAGUAACAAGUAUUGCUUUUGAGGGGUUUUUUUUUUUUUGGGUGGGGGUUGCAGUGGCAGCAGUGAGGGGUGGUCGCCCACCGCCUGGAGGUCAGAGGAAACAGAAAGUUGAGUUAAUCGGAGGUGAAAUGAGCUAGGAAGUAGUGAAUGAUUUGAAGAAAGGGAAAUUUAAAAACCUUUUUUUUGAUGGUUCCACUUUUUUGUUUUAUAUUUAUAUAUAUAUAUAUACACAUAUAUAUAAAAUAUAAAUAUAAAAUUUAGUUUUUCCGUUUUAGUUGUGCAGCGGCGGGGGCUGGUGGGGCCAUCAAAAGUUCACCGGUAACGCUCGUAGUGACGGCUUUUUUGCUUUCUAUGAAUUGUAGAUGACAUGUAGUAUAUGUGCAGUUAAUAAGUGUAAGAUUAGCGGAGUUGAAAAUAUGUCUAGUUGUGGUGUUUGACAGGCCUUGCUCUAAAUUUGUAGUGAUUCUUUUAUUUCGUCUGUACAGAUGUACAUUUGUAAACGUUGAUGCUGUAAAUGGGACGUCUUUUACACUUUUUUCGGGGAGAAAAAGGCAAAAAUUGUGCAUUUAGUUGUGUGUAUAUUCAUCACUCCUUUUCCCUUGAAUAUAAUGUAUACAGUUUUAUUUGAUCGAGUGUUAUUUUAAAGAAAAAAAAAGAUCUAUGGCUUCACAAUCUGACAUGUUUAUUAUUUUUUUGUUAGUUUUUAAUCUGCUAUGAAAAGGCCAGCCUCUAUUUGUCCUGAAGCUGUAACAGCCACUGUUGAUGGUCUCUCUGAUGUGUGAGCGUUUAGAAACGCAGAAAACGACUAAAACCGAGGCUGUGUCUAGUCCUCUCUGCUACCGUGGAAACUUCACAAGAUAUGACAAGAAUUAUUUUUGUACAGAAGAGUGCUGCGUUUUGGAACAGCUACUACCUUGUAAGCAAAAGCAUUGUAAAAUAUUGUCAAUUAUAUAAAUAUGAACAUAUGAGUUUUGUCACACUGUCAAAGUCAUGUACAUUUUCAGGUGGCCUUAUGUACAUUUCCAGAUGUUAGAUGAAGAAAGCAAACUCAAGUUUUUUUGGAAGCAGAAUUGUGACUAUGUAUGAUUAAACUGUUCUAACAUUUCA